AUGUCACAGAAAGUUCGGAGCCGUCGGGUCGAAAUUAAAGAAGAACCUAUGCCUACAGACGUUUGUUAUUGGUGAGUUCUGAUAACGUUAAAAGUUGUUAUUUUUGCGACAAUUUUUGGAGAAAUUGGGUACAAAUAAUUUAAUUGGACAAUGUUUUGUUAGGUAAUCAAUAAAUGUUUUUGUAGCAAUGGCAAGCGUGAAUUGGGCACGAUGGAAUUGCAUUGUAAUGGCUGUAAGAAGUGGUUUCAUCAGAAGUGUUUGAAGUAUCUCAAGGAAUUGUAAGUUUUCCGCUGUUUUUUUUUGUGUUUAUUCUUUAGGUUUUUACGAAUUUUUGCUUUGAUGAUAAUAACAAUAGCUUACUUGACACUUUUUGUAAAGAAAAGUUGUUUAUUUUUAUGCUUUUAUAUUGUUCUAGCUUUCAUAUUGUUAUGGACGUUAAAUAAAUAACCUGCGACUAUAUAGAUUAUUAUUCUGUUCAUACUCAAAUCUGGUUUUUAGCUAUGGAUUGCCGUUUAUGGUGUGUUACGUAUUCUAUUGUGGAGAUUGUGCUUCAGACAAACAAGAAAGUUGGACAGCAAAGCAGUGUAGUAAGUGUUUUUAAAGUUUUAGGUAGGAAAACAAAGCUUCAUGUAAUUUGCAGGCUUUUUAAUAGAGUUUAGGCAUUUUUUAUUUGGUUUUAAAAUUUAUUUACUUCUCAAAAACACUGCUUAACACUCUUUUAUCACUAUAUGAUAUUUUAGAUUUUUCUCACAUGUGUUUGAUGGCCUUGGCCAAUAUGGUGGUCAACAAAACUAAAAAAACGCAUGGAGAAGAUGCGGAUUUGGCUGAGAUUAUCAGGUCAACAGACCCAAUUUACUUUGAUGUAGAUAAGGAGAUUAUUCCGUUUUUCGAGGAAAACUGGGAAAGUUUGUCACCAUUGCCUAGAAGGGUCAAGAACACUUGGCACGGUACUAUUGUCAAGACUCUCACACAAUGUACUGAUCUGUUUGUUGCGAAUGAGGAAAAGGAUACUGAAUUCACGUUGAAAGAACGUGAUUUGUUGACUAUUGGUCCUAUGCAUCAGGCUGUACGACAAGUGAGUGUUUUAAUAUUUUAUUUUGAGUUUUAUAUUAAAAUAUCCGCAAAAUUGGAUUUUUAAGAGAGUAACGUAGGCUAUUGGUCAAUAUUUUAUCAUAAAUGGCUCAAGAAUGUAUAAAGGUUGUAAAUUAUCUUGUUUUAGCUAGGAAAACGUCCAGCAGCAGCUCAAGUAGCAAAUGCAGCAGAAAGUAACGAAGAUUCAGAUGGACCUAAAACUCGAGGAGCCUCAAAAAGGAAACAAGUUGAAAAUGUUCUUACACCAGCUCCAAAAAGAUACAGAACGUAAGGUUUUUGUUGUCUGAGUUUGCUAUUUUAUUACCUAAACGUUGGAUCCUAUGUUGUAAUGGCUUUUUUGUUUUUUACGGUUUAUGCAUGUUAUAAGAAUUCUAACAUUUUAUCGUAUUUUAGCACUGGUAACUCAGACAACACACCGCUGAACGAAGGUGUAAAUGUAAAUGCAGAAACACCCUUCAACCGGGGCGAAAUACGAUAUUAUCCAGCAGAAGAAGAUCCAUUUGCUGGUGAAAAGUAAGUACUUAGCUAUUACUUAUAGAAUCAAGAGUAUUUAUCUGUAGUAGAGUUUUUGACGGUAUGUUAGUGUUUUUUAAAGGUUAGUCAUGAUUUUUUUAAAUUGAAUAUAAGCAUUUACUGAUGCAUUGAUUUGUUUAGAGCUCGAGGAUCAGGAAAUUCAGAAGCCAGCGAUGAUUCACAGAGUAGGAUUGUACAUCCAGCUAACUACCGUGUAUCAUUACCAUCUAUGGUUAUGUUAUCAUCAAACGAUCGUGCAUAUCAGGUUAGUUUUGAAUUUAGGUAACAAAUUAAAGUUUUUACUUAUAUAUUUCAGUAUAUGAUUAAAAUGAUUUUUAUUAAUUGUUUUACUAAGAGAAUGUGAAUAUAUUGUUUUAAAGGUCAGGAAGCUAGAUGUUUUUGUAUCUUAUAUCUUUUUAAAUAUGAAUUUUAGUUGAAAGUAGACAACGAUGGUUUAACUGUGACUGGCAAUGGUGGGUAUGCGAUGGCUAGAGCAACACAUUCCGUUAACCGAGGGAGAUGGUACUUUGAAGUUGAAUUUGUCAAGCAACCGAACGAUUCACAUAUCAGAAUUGGAUGGGCACAAGGAUGCUGUAAGUCUUGUUAAUAUGAUUAUAGGACGUAAAAUGAAGAUUUAGAGUAAUAUUGAUCGUUUUUACUAGGAGUACCCUUCUAAAGCUCAAUUUAACUUUAUUAAUACAACUUUAUGCCUUAUAUUAUGUACCUUUUGCUUUAGCCCCUCUACAAGCUUGUGUCGGCUACAGUAAGCUUUCAUACGGUUGGCGUUCGCUCAAAGGCACAGCGUUCCACGAUGGCUAUGGUCACACUUACGCUCCGCCAGGCUACAAACAAGGCGACAUUCUCGGCUGUCUGAUCGAUCUCCCUGACUUUGAAACACAAUUGGAGAACGGCCGAACGAUUGGCUCGAUAUUACCAUCGUCACACAAAGAGGAUUUGCUAGUCAAGUUCAAGAACCAUUUUGUGUUUCAGGAACACGACGAUCCUCAAGUAGCGAGCCUGAAGCUGGCGGAAUUGCCUGGAAGUAAAGUAAGUUUGGGAGUAAUUACUGACUUCUGUAGGGUAGUUGUAGCAAUUGGUGUUUGUUGUGGUUAAUUAUGGCACUUAGUGAGAGUUGUGGGGGUUUUUGUGGCAAUUGGUUUGUGUAGUGAGGUAUUUUAGCUAAUCAUUGGUUAUUGUGGGUUGAUUUUAUUUGGAGUGAUGGGGUGCAGGAAGUUGGAAAGGCCAUGUUGUUGUUGACGUUUGAAGGAGAAAAAAAAUUGUUGAUGUUUUGAAGUCAAAAGACCAUUUUCUCUAUCAGCUGAACGCACAAAAGAACAUUCUUUUAGUUUUUAAGUUUAAAAUACGAGUUUUAAAUUGUAGCAUAAAGUACAAAUAUGAAAUGAGUCCAACACUGCCAAUUACAAUAUAACAUAAAUUUUUCAAAAAAAAAUUUUUAAUUUAUAUUUCAGAUUGAAUUCUUUGUGAACGGCCGAUCGAAAGGAAUUGCAUUCACCGACAUAUACGAAGGUUCCUAUUACCCGGCUGUCUCGAUGUUCCACGAUGCUACAGUACGAGUUAACUUCGGUCCUAAAUUCAGAUAUCCAUUACCAAAGAACACAAGGCCAAUGGCACAAAGACCCGAUGAAAUGGCAGUAGAACAAACCAUCGUUGACAUGAGGGAUCUUAUCAAGUAUCAGCUGGAAGAAGAGACGGCUAGCCAGUCGUUGAUACCCGAUGCCAAUGAUAGUUAA
Messenger RNA from Bursaphelenchus okinawaensis, 3356 nucleotides. The record is from the annotation of a GenBank genome assembly. NCBI's taxonomy places the organism in Eukaryota, Metazoa, Nematoda, Chromadorea, Rhabditida, Aphelenchoididae.